Molecule: messenger RNA, 1608 nt
Organism: Microdochium trichocladiopsis
Lineage: Eukaryota; Fungi; Ascomycota; Sordariomycetes; Xylariales; Microdochiaceae
Exons: 2
Coding region: 227-1207 (326 amino acids)
Biological process (GO): fungal-type cell wall organization
Cellular component (GO): fungal-type cell wall
Molecular function (GO): structural constituent of cell wall
Source: RefSeq, a predicted model, not a curated record
CCAAGACACUGCAGUAUAUGAAGUCCCUGUGGUAGCCUGGGGCCCUCCGCCAGGUUCCAUCUCCCUUCCUUUUCCUUCCCAUCCCUUCUUCUAAUUCCAUCCGAAGUUCUCCUGCCACCUAUAAUUGGUAGAGACAGCUCGACUCGUACAGCACAUUCGUUCCAUCCUCACCACUCGUUGGGAAUAUAGCAUUUACACGACCUUCGUUUUCCAGAAACCGAUCAUCAUGAGAUACUCAUCCGCAGUCAGCUCGGCCAUCUUCAUUGGUGCUGCCAUUGCUGCCCCGCAGGGCGUCACCGAAGACAUUGCUCCCUCUGGCGGUCCUCCUUCCGGUUGCUCAACUAGCUACGAUGGCACCUUCGAGAUCACAAUCGGCCAGGCACCCUCUGCCAAGAGAGAUCUUGAGGAGCGUGCCACAUGUGGUUCCACUGCAGGCAGCUUGAUUGUGAGCCUCAAGAACGGUAACCUCCUUGAUGCUCAGAAACGCACCGGCUACAUCGCCGCCAACUACCAGUUCCAGUUCGACGGGCCGGCCCAGACUGGCGCCAUCUACACGAGCGGCUUCUCCGUCUGCCAGGACAACUCUCUGGCUCUUGGUUCGAGCAAGACGUGGUACCGCUGCCUGUCUGGAGACUUCUACAACCUGUACGACCGCAACUGGGCGCCUCAGUGCGAGAAGGUCUCCAUCUUGAUCAUGCCUUGCACCGGCAGCGGCGGUGGCGCCGGCUCUGGCGGUAACGUCGUCGGCACUACCAUGGUUCCUACGACUGUCGUUACCCAGCUCGGUGACGGCCAACCCCAGGUUGUCUCGACCAUGGUGCCCAAGCCCAUCACUCAGAUUUCCGAUGGCCAGGUUCAGGCUCCUCCUGGAGCUCCUGUCACUCAGAUCUCGGACGGUCAGGUCCAGGCUCCUUCUCCCAUUGCUACCAAACCCGCGGGACCUCCUGUCUCCCAGAUCUCCGACGGCCAGGUCCAGGCCCCUACCCACGCUCCCGUCACUCAGAUCUCGGACGGUCAGGUUCAGGCCCCUACCGGUGCCCCCGUUACUCAGAUCUCUGAUGGCCAGAUCCAGGCGCCCCCUGGCACUGUUGCUCCUCCUGCCUCGACCACUCGCCCUGCGACCAUCCCCAUCUCUGGCGCCAGCUCCAUGACCGGCUCAUUUGGUGCUUUCCUCUUUGGCCUUGUCGCUACCUUCUUCGCCUUGUAAAUCGAGCAAUCUCGAUCUACAAAGCAACGUCUCUUGUCCCCUCGACAACAUAAUGCCUAUUUCCGGAGGGAUCUGAAUCGGGCACUGUUCUGGUUUUUCAUGAACAGCAUGUUGGUGGGGGUGGGCGGCGGAAAUUGAACCCUACUCCCUCUGGAGGACCAUGAAUGUCUAAUGGAUGAUGUCAGCAUGUGAGAGUCGGUCCGAGAGAGGGACGUGGGCUUCGGCUUGUUGUGCUCCCUGUUCAGGUUGGAACGCGGAGGCGCGGGUGAUAUACACGUUUUUCUGAGCAAAUAUAAGUUGGAAUUUUGGCAUGUGCCCCGGUCUUUGAGUUCGCGCUGGAGUUCAUGCCCGCACCUGUUCGAGAUAUCAUGAGAACGUCAACAGCGUUGAUUGUUAAUGCG